Struthio camelus australis is the source of this 638-nucleotide messenger RNA. The record is from RefSeq and is a predicted model, not a curated record. NCBI's taxonomy places the organism in Eukaryota, Metazoa, Chordata, Aves, Struthioniformes, Struthionidae.
CGGCGGAUGACCCGCAAUGUCACCGGCCAGGAGCUGAACCGGUACGGGACAUUGGCCGACUUUGGGAGGCAAGUUCGAUCUGUUAAAGCUGUGGUCAUCACCAUAUUCAACUUCAUUGUCACCGUGGCAGCCGCGUUUGCCUGCACGUACCUGGGCAGCCAGUACAUCUUUGCCGAGACGGCUGCGCGCAUCCUGUCAGCAGUAAUUGUGGCCUCAGUGGUUGGCUUGGCCGAGUUGUAUGUGAUGGUGCGGACCCUCGAAGGGGACCUCGGGAAACUAUGACUGGGCGUUUCCCUGCGAACUGCGACCCUCAUGCUGGAGGCUUUUGCCCUCCCCAGGAGCCAUUUAUUUUGGGCAGGUUUGUCCUUGGGCUACCAAAUGUUUGUACCUGCUCCUGUUACCAGGAAAACUGCUGCAUUCCUCAGGCCUCAUCCUUUGCUUGCCUGCUCCUCACCUUCCUGAAAUGAAUCAUGGAUUAAAGAUCUUGUGGCAGCAGAACAGAAGAACCAACAGCAGUGGACUCAUACUAUGCCAGUAUAGAGAGGAGUGUCAGCGACUGCUGUUACAGUUCUUUUCUGAAGUUGCUGUCUUUUUUUUUUUUUUGGAAUAAAUAUGUUGUGUUUAUGUUUGCAAUCUUC